This is a messenger RNA of Protobothrops mucrosquamatus (brown spotted pit viper), 1425 nucleotides long. Its product is annotated as phospholipase B1, membrane-associated-like. The annotation marks the transcript as partial. The record is from RefSeq and is a predicted model, not a curated record. The transcript has 16 exons. Gene Ontology annotation, molecular function: glycerophospholipase activity. Gene Ontology annotation, biological process: phospholipid metabolic process. NCBI's taxonomy places the organism in Eukaryota, Metazoa, Chordata, Lepidosauria, Squamata, Viperidae.
AUGCAGAAAAUAAAUUUCCAAGAAGAUUGGAAACUCAUAACCAUUUUUAUAGGAGGAAAUGACCUUUGUGAUUAUUGUAAUGAUUCUGUACGUUCUUCUCCUGAGUACUACAUAAAUAGUAUACAGUCAUCUCUGGAUAUACUCCAUAAAGAGGUCCCUCGUGCAUUUGUGAACCUGGCAACAGUUCUUGAUGUGAUACCUGUGAGGAAAUUGUAUCAGGAGAAGAGCAUUUACUGCCCAAGAUUGAUUAUGAGGGCACUGUGUCCAUGCAUUUUCAAACCUAAUGACAAUUCCUCUGAAAUUGAAAAGUUGGAGUUUUUAAAUCGAAGAUAUCAGGAAGAAACGCAUCGCUUAAUCAAGAGUGGAAGGUAUGACACAAGAGAAGAUUUCACUGUGGUUGUGCAGCCACUUUUCGAAAAACCAGAAAUGCCUAUGACUCCGGAUGGGCUUCCAGAUGCUUCAUAUUUUGCGCCAGACUGUUUUCAUUUCAGCCAGAAGACUCAUAUCCAGGCUGCUCGGGGGCUGUGGAACAACAUGUUGGAACCCAUUGCAGAAAAGACAAUAAUACAAAGACUUGAACCUGAGAUAACACUCAAAUGUCCAAACCAGGCCCAGCCAUAUUUAAUGACAUACAAAAACAGCAACUAUACUUACCACAAGGAAAAUACUCCCGUUUAUGGAAGCCAGAUGCUGUGCAAGGAUAAAGCACCAUCCAUCGAAUAUCCUACUUCAGUGCAUAGCCUAAAACCAGCUGAUGUGCAAGUAAUAGCUGCCUUGGGAGAUUCCUUGACUGUAAGAAGCCUGGCUGGUAUUGGAAUUGGAUCAGCACCAAAUGAUAUGCAGGAUAUGCAUACACAAUAUCGGGGUCUGGCUUGGAGGCAGUUCCAGGAGCACAGGCUAGAUAUCCUUCGUGAAUUCAAUGCUAACCUCACAGGUUAUUCAAUUGGUAUUGGUGAAUUUAUUGAGGCAAAUGCGUUUCUCAAUCAGGCAGUUCCAGGAGCACAGGCUAGGGAUGGUGAGAGGUGUUUGCAGAAAAUUCUGCUUCAUGUCCCUUCAGUUUUGGGUGCUGUUGAUCCACUUCGAGAUGGAAAUUGUCUUGGGACAGCACAAAAAAAAAUAAAAGGAAUAGCACAUCAAUAUUAUCUAACACUUUUAUCUUGGAAUUAUAAUGCAAAGCUGUUUCAGGAAAUAUCAGGACAUCCUUAUGUAUGGGAAAUCUAUGAAACAGAACAAAUCAAGGAACAGAUCAACAACUCACUUCAGAUUCUAAGACUUCCUAAAAAGUGCAAAGGGGAUCUACCAGAUCAAGUAAAGCAUCUUGUAAAAAUCAUGAAAAAUGAUUUGAAAGUCAAAUUCGACACUGUCUGGAAGGUCAUAACAAUAUUCAUUGGAAUCCAAGAUCUCUGCAACUAUUGCAAAGAUAUU